ACGCGACCGAUUUGGUACCUCAGUUCAGUUGUUCGAGAAACUUUGCACGAAACAAAAGCGAAAAUCGCACGCGGCAGAAACAGCGAGCGGAAUACACAGAAAAACAAACAUGACCCUUUUCCCGACGCGGCUAAGAGGCAGCCUGUUGGUGGUGGUGCUUCUUAUAUUGGCCCUAACCACUGAGGAUGUGCAUGCCAAGUGGAAGUCCAGUGGCAGCAGAAGUCGCUCUAGUUCCAGUUCCAGUUCCAACAGAAGGACCUCUUCGCACUCCUACUCCUCCCACCCGGCUCCUUCGCACACCUUCUCAUCCCACCCGGCUCCCGCUCCCCACGCGGAUAAUGUGAAGCUGAGCUACGGAGGUGGAUCCCAUUCGCAGCCGAGCAGGGUGAGCAGCUCCCAGACGCACAGUGCUGCCCCUUCAGCCCCAGCCUCGCCCAUCGGCUGGAAUGUCCCUGCGAAGCCCCAAGGGCCUCCGCCGGCUUACUCCGCCGCGAAUCCCGCGGGCGGAGCUCACACCAACAUUCACGAGCGUCCGCCGGCCUACAAUCCAUCUUACAAGCCAGCACCACCCAGCUACUCGGCGGCCACCCAGACGCACAGCAACCCGAAUCUGCAGAGCCCAUCGCGUCCAGCAGGAAUUGCCAGUCCCGGUUCCAGUUCAAGUGGAUCCCACUACUACGGCGGAGCGCACUCCAGUACUGGAUACAGGGGCCGAAGUAACUCCACGGGCGGAUAUGGCUCCUCCGGUGGAUACCAGCCCAUCACGGCCACCAAUGCCCACAACGUGCAGUCGAGCUAUCCCCGCCAGCAAUUGCCAGCGGGAGCCACCUACCACCCAGCGGGACAAAUUCCAGCAGGAGCCACUUAUCAUCCGGCGGGUCACUUGCCGGCUGGAGCCUCGUACCACCCAGCGGGUCAGGUGCCCCAUGGAGCGACUUACUACCCAACUGGCCAGAUUCCGGCAGGUGCCACUUACCAUCCCUCCGGCGGUUAUCCGGCUGGAGCCUCUUAUCACCCAGCCGGACAAGUGCCCCACGGAGCCACCUACUAUCCACAAGGACCGCCCGUCGCCGCAGGUCUCCCACCAGGCGCCACCUUCCUGCCCGCCGGAGGAGCUCUGCCCGCAGGAGCCGUUUACUAUCCACAGGCACCGCAAAAGUCCUCCUCAGGCUUGGGAUUGGGCACUGGUCUUAUUGCCGGAGCUUUGGGUGGUGCUAUCCUGGGUCAUGCCCUCACUCCCACCCAUACCCGUGUGGUGGACCACUCCUAUUCCGGCGGUGGUGGAGGUGGAGGAGUCAGCCAGGGUGGCGACGACAAGAUCAUUAUUAUCAACAAUGGACCACCGGGAUCUGUGACCACCAGUGAUGUGGGAUCCGGCACUACGGUAAUAAAUACUGGAGGAACCCAAGCCGCUGGCUAUCCUUCGCCGCCAGUGGCACCUGUAUACGCAGCUCCUCCUGCUUCAGUCUCCCAGGCUCUUCCUGUUCCACCCGCUCCUCCAGCUUCAGGCGGUGUCCCCUUGGCGCCAUUAAGUCCUUUGCCGCCAACACCCGCUGAUCCAUCGGCUCCUGCUCCUGCCUCUGGAACUCCCGUAGCUCCUGGGACUCCCGUUGCCCCUGGAGCUCCAGUUGCCCCGAAUUCGGCGGACCCCAACGCACCAGUUCCACCUGUACCCGGCGCACCCGCUGAUCCGAAUGCACCACCUGCGGGUAACAUCAUUUGUGUACCCGUUAAAGUGCCUGGACCGGAUCCCAACGAUCCCACCAAGACGAUAGAGCUGGACCAGAUUGCCUGCUAUCCGGCACCACCACCGGAAACUGCUCCUCCAGCCAAUGGAACCGCACCGGCCGUUGAAGGACCUGUUCCCGGUCCCGUUUCCGCGCCCGGAGCCGUUCAACUGGCUCCCAUCGAGGCCACAACACCUGUCACCAUUCCCGAGGGAUCUGUGCCGUUGGCUCCCAUUAUCCCCGGAGGUCAGCCGGAUAUCAUGAAGAUGCCUGGUCUGACACAGGCUCGACUGUCGGCGGAAUCUGGUCUCAGGGAUGCUCAUAGUAUGGCGCAGCGAACCUUUGGUCACUUUAGCCUCAUCUCGACGGUGGUUACCCUGAUUGUGGCCUACUGUAUCCACUAAGUACCCAUCUGCACACAACCCUUCUCAUUCUCUGGAACGAAGUCUCAUUGGCGAAAGGAGAGCUUUAUCUAAUUUAUUGCCAUUCUGGCGACGCGAGAUUCAAAUUGAUUUAUAUAGACGGUUCUCUUUAUAUAUUUUGUAAAAAACAAUCGAAUUUUUGAAAUAUACUCCUAGUUCUGUUAGACUUCAACGUAAGCAGCUAAUAAAUGUACCAAACGACUAAAAGCAGU
Drosophila suzukii is the source of this 2361-nucleotide messenger RNA. Its product is annotated as basic salivary proline-rich protein 1. Lineage: Eukaryota; Metazoa; Arthropoda; Insecta; Diptera; Drosophilidae. The record is from RefSeq and is a predicted model, not a curated record.